AGAUCUUAAAGCCGUAAUAAGGUCGUAGCCGGACGUUGGUGUAGUGGGGUCUGACACUUUAUAAUACAGUCUGCUCCACCUGCUCCAGAAUAUACAGGGAUAUUAUACGUUUUAUUGGACGGAUUUCACAAUGAACGUGGUGUCCUGUGCCCGCUGCGGGUAUGGCGUCUACCCGGCCGAGAAGAUUAGCUGUAUAGAUCAGACCUGGCACAAGGCUUGUUUCCACUGUGAAGUCUGCAAGAUGAUCCUGACCGUCAACAACUUCGUCAGUCACCAGAAGAGACCAUAUUGCCAGGCGCACAAUCCUAAAAAUAACACAUUUACAAGUGUCUACGAGACGCCGGUCAAUAUCCACGUGAAGAAACAGUCUGAGACGUUCAGCGAGAUUAAGUACCGAGAGGAAGGAGAACGAUACAAGUCUGUUUUCCAUUGGGACAUGAAAGGCACCGAGAACGAUCUGCACUACAAGACGGAUCAUGUGACGCAGGAGAAUGAAUAUGAAGGGGGUAAAUCGUGGCUGUCUAAUGUGGACCCGGACAUGGUUCGCAUCGAGCAAGCGCAGAAGAGGAGCGAUAACGUACAAUACACAGAGGACUAUGAGCAGCAGAUCAGGAAAGGAAGCUACCCGGCCAUGAUCACCCCGGCGUACCAGACCGCCAGGAAGGCAGCGCAGCUGGCCAGCAGUGUGGAAUACAAGCGCGGGCACGAUGAGCGGGUAUCCCAGUACACCAGUGUGGUGGACACUAAGGACAUUCUACAUGCCAGGUCCGGGGGGCAGCACCGCAGUGAUAUAAAAUACACAGAGGACUACGAGGAGCAGAGAGGAAAGGGCAGCUUCCCAGCGCUGAUCACUCCCGGCUACCAGAUUGCCAAGAAGGCCAACGAGCUGGCCAGUGAUGUGAGAUACCACCAGCGAUAUCAGAAGGAGAUGAAGGGGAAGACCUCCGCAGCAGAUGUCACCUCCAGUACGGACCACCUGAGCCAGGAAUAUGAUGAGGAUCUGGAGGAGUACAGAGGAAAGGGCAGCUUCCCAGCAAUGAUCACCCCGGCGUAUCUCAGUGCCAAGAAAGCCAAUGAUAUUGCCAGCGAUAUUAAAUAUAAAAAGGACCUGUCCAAGAUGAGGGGCGCUGCCCACUACCACUCUCUGGCCGCACAGGACAACUUGACCCUGAAACAAGCGCAAAAUGUGAACAAACUCGUCAGUGAGGUGGGAUAUAAGAAGGACAUGGAGAGCAGCAAAGGACACAGCAUCAACUACUGUGAGACGCCCCAAUUCAAGAACGUCAACAAGAUCUCCAAAUUCACCAGUGAUCUUAAAUACAAAGAAAAGUAUCAGACGCAGAUGAAGGGACAUUAUGAAGGCGUUGGGAUGGACCGCCGCACAUUACACGCCAUGAAAGCCGGGACCCUCGCCAGUAAUCUCAGCUACAAAUCUGACAAGACUGACAGCGCCGACGGGGAAUAUUGUUACCCAGCAACACUGGCGCCAUCUUACCAGACCACCAAGAAGCUGGUCCCGCUAAAAGAUGCAAAUUACCGGCAGAGCAUCGACAAGAUGAAGUUCAGUUCGAUCACUGACACCCCGGAGAUCGUCCUGGCACGGGCGAACGCGCAGCAGCUGAGCGAUCUAAAUUACAGAGCAGAUUAUGAGAAAUCCAAGACCCAUUACACCCUGCAUCAAGACCUCCCGGAGAUGGUGAAGGCCAAGGCCAAUGCUGAGCUCUACAGCGAGAACAAAUACAAGGAGGAAUGGAUGAAGACCAAAGGACAAAACUUUGAGAUGAGCCUGGACAACCUGUCCAUGAUGUCUGCGAAAGCUUCAGGGGACCUCGCAAGUGAUAUUAAAUAUAGAGAAGAAUAUGAAAAAAGUAAAGGAAAAGCAGCAGCGACAAGUGACUCUCGGCUCCUCCAUUCUCUGCAAGUUGGAAAGCUGAAUAGUGAGAUCAACUACAAGAAAGAUUUUGAGGAGUCAAAGACACAUUUCCUUAUACCGAUGGAUAUGGUGAACAUCACGCACGCCAAGCAGGCGCAGGCCCUGGCCAGUGACCUGGAUUACCGCCAGAAGCUCCAUGAAUACACCAUGCUGCCCGAGGACAUGAAGGUGCAGUGGGCCAAGAAAGCCUAUGACCUACAGAGCGAGAAUCAGUACAAGUCAGAUCUGUCGUGGAUGAAGGGAGUGGGAUGGAUGGCAGAGGGAAGCUUGAACGUGGAGCAGGCGAAGAAAGCCGGGGAUCUGGUCAGCGAGAAAAAGUAUCGUCAGAAAGCAGACACUUUGAAGUUCACCAGCGUGACCGACAGCCCGCAGAUCAGACAGGCCAAGAAGAGUCAGGAGAUGCAGAGCGAUAUUGCGUAUAAAUCUGGCACAGAGGAUCUCCGCCACCAUUACACUAUUCACAACGACGACCCCGUCUUCCAACAAGCCAGGAUCAACGCUGCCAACCUGAGCGAGAAACGAUAUAAAAGCAGCUGGGAGAAUCAGAAGGACAAGGGGUUUGAGCUGCGCUUGGAUUCGCUGUCUAUCCUCACCGCCAAAGCCAAACGUGACCUCGCUAGUGAUAUCAAAUAUAAGGAGGGCUACGAGAAGACGAAGGGUAAGAUGAUCGGGGUCCAGCGGGCAGAAGAGGACUCCCGGAUGUCCCACUCUCUCCAGAUGACCAAGAUGCAGAGCAAUCUGGAGUACAAGAAAGCUUCUGAGGACACCAAGACGCGCUACCGCACGUCCAUGGACAUGUUAGACAUGGCGCACGCCACCAUGGCCCAAGCCUUGGCCACCGAACGCGGUUACAGGACCAUUCUGCACCGAUACAGCGCCCUGCCUACUGACAUGAAGGUUCAAUGGGCGAAGAAGGCCUAUGACCUACAGAGUGACAACCGGUAUAAAUCGGACCUGAAGUGGAUGAGGGGGGUCGGCUGGAUCACUGAAGGAUCCCUUGAUGUUGUGCAAGCGAAGAAAGCCGGCGAGCUGAUCAGUGAGAAAUCGUACAGGCAGCUGCCAUCAGCGUUCAGCUUCACCAGUAUCCAGGAUACGCCGGAGAUGAUUCAGGCCAAGAUUAGCUACAACCAGGCCGUGGAUAGUAAAUAUAAAGAGCAGGGGGAGAAUAUAAAGCACCGGUAUACAUCCACCGCCGAGCUGCCCGAGCUCCUCCAGGCCAAACUCAAUGCCAUGAACAUCAGUGAGACGCGAUACAAGGAGUCCUGGAGCCAACUGCGCGAUGGCGGCUACAAGCUGAAACUGGAUGCCAUCCUAUUCCAGGCCGCGAAGGCGUCAGGGGAGAUCAUCAGUGAUCAUAAAUAUAAGGAGGAGUUUGAAAAAUCUAAAGGUAAAAUGAUCGGACUGCGCCGCCUGGAGGACGACCUGAACCUGUCGCAUUCCGUGCACGCCUCGUCCCUGUCCAGUGAGGUCCAGUACAAGAAAGGCUUCGAGCAGAGCAAAUCUCGCUUCCGCCUGCCCAUGGAUAUGGUGAACUUGGUCCACGCCCGGAAAGCGCAGGCAUUGGUCAGCGACCAGGACUACAGGCAUUUGCUUCACCACUACACGGCGCUGUCUGACGACCUCCGAAUGAGCACGGCCAAGAAGGCGUACCAGCUGCAAAGCGAGAAUCUGUACCGAUCGGAUCUGAACUUUAUGCGAGGUGUCGGCUGCAUCACUCCCGGAGCCCUGGACAUCGAGGAGCGGAAGAGAGCGACAAACCUGAUCAGCGAGAGCAAAUACCGCCAGCAGCCGCACCAGCUGAAGUAUACCACCGUGGCCGACUCCCUGGACGUCCUGCACGCCAAAUUCAGCAACAAAAUAACCAAUGAGCGUCUGUACAAGGCGGCCAGCGAGGACGUCCUGCACCACUACACCACCGUGCUGGACCUGCCAGAGCACAUCCGGGCCAAGCUCAACGCAGCUAACAUCAGUGAUAUAAAGUACAGGGAGUCGUGGCUGAACACUCGCGCUCACGGGCACAAGCUCACCAUGGACGCGCUUCAGUUCCAGACGGCAAAGUCCUCGGGGUCUAUAGCCAGUGAUUAUCAGUACAGACACGAUUUUGUGGCAGAGAGGGGGAAGCACAUUGGGGCGCGCAGCAUCCUAGACGACCCCCGGAUCCUGCACUGCCUGCGCGUCGCCAAGUUACAAAGCGAAAAGGAAUAUAAGAAGGAUUCCAGAGACCUCCACUCACAGUACCAUCUCUCCAGCGACACGGUGGACCUGGUGCACGCCAAGAGGGCGCAGGAGCUCGUCAGCGACCAGGACUACAGGGUUCUACUCCACCACUACACCACCGAACCGGAAGACCUGAGGCUGCAAUGGGCAAAGCAAGCGCAUCUGCUGCAGAGUGAGUCACGGUACAAAUCCGACCUAAACUUCCUGAGAGGAGUGGGAUGGGAGGCAGCGGGAUCGCCACAUAUACAGAGCGCCAAGAAGGCCAGAGAGCUGAUCAGUGAGACCAAGUAUCGUCAGAACCCCGGAUCUAUGUCUUUUACUUCAGUUACUGACUCCCCCAGCCUGCUGCAUGCCAAGAACAGUUAUCAGCAGUGCAGUGAGAGAUUGUAUAAAUCAGGGGAUCAGGAGUCGAUGCACAGAUACACGUUACCUCCAGAUCAUCCAGACUUCAUUCGCGCUCGAAUCAACGCAUCUCAAAUUAGUGACAAAGCCUACCGGACCCUGUGGGAUCAGUCCUGUGCGGGGGGCUAUGACUUGCGCCUGGACGCCAUUCCUUUCCAAACCGCCAAGGCAUCCAGAGAGAUCGCCAGUGACUUCCGCUACAAAGAAGCCUUCGUGAGGGACAGGGGUCAUCAGAUCGGCUUUCGCAGCGUCAGCGACGACCCCAAAACGCAACACGUCCUGAGGGUCAGCAAACUGCAGAGCGACCGAGAAUACAAGAAAGACGCCGGAGAGACCAGGUCCAUGGGGCGGACCCGUCUGGAUCAGCAGGGAUUCGUCCAGGCCAAGAAGAGCCAGCAGCUGGCCAGCAACCUCAACUACCGCCAACCCCUGCACCAAUACACGUGUGACCCCGAGCAGCUGACCCUGAAACACGCCAAACAGGCGCACGGACUACAGAGCGAUGUGAAAUACAAAUCGGACCUGAACUGGAUGAGAGGAGUGGGGUGGACUCCUCCGGGGUACUUCAAGGUAGAACUGGCCCGUCGGGCUGCAGAACUGAGAAAUGCAGAGGACGGGGAGGGAGAGUAUGCAGAGGGUGAAGAUGCGGAAUCUUUGAGUAACAUAAACCGAGACGCCUCCGAGAUUCUUCAUGUUAAACGAAGAAAAACUCUUCCUAUGAAGAAAUAAGGGGGUAAACUAUUUGGUGACAUCACUGGACGCCUCCUUCUGCUUUCGUAUUUCCCGCACUAUGAAGAUGUUGCUCUUAUUAUUUAUUCUCCCCGAUGAUGAUGCUGCUGUGCUGCCCCUCACCUCUAGGGGGCAGUUGUCUACUAUAGUGAUGAAUGGGGAAGACUUCACGAUCACUCAUCCCAGCCAUGCCUUAAAGUGUUUGUUAUGAAGCUGCGAUGAAUCGCGACUCCAUGAUGCCGGGCGCAGCGGGGCCCCGUGCCGCGUGUCGUGGUGUAGUACUCUAGGACUGGCAGGAUCAGUUUCAAUACCAAGAAUUUAAGAUAAAGAUUUGUAGAAUUUUGAUUUGUUUGUUACAAAAUAAAUGUAUUUAAUGCAGAAAAUGUGUCAGUCUUUAGGACCUUUCGCCACAUAUGGGAAUAGCAAAACUAUAACUCCCAGCAUGCCCUGACAUCCUGUGCAUAGUGGGAGUUGUAGCUCUUACAGCAGAUUGAGAGCCACAGGUUAGAGAACUUUGCUCUAGGGCAU
Messenger RNA from Hyla sarda, 5809 nucleotides. It is a transcript of the gene NRAP, whose product is annotated as nebulin related anchoring protein. Gene Ontology annotation, molecular function: actin filament binding. NCBI's taxonomy places the organism in Eukaryota, Metazoa, Chordata, Amphibia, Anura, Hylidae. The transcript is spliced from 42 exons. The coding region runs from base 131 to 5281 and encodes 1716 amino acids. The record is from RefSeq and is a predicted model, not a curated record. Gene Ontology annotation, biological process: cardiac muscle thin filament assembly. Gene Ontology annotation, cellular component: Z disc.